AGUGACUACAAAGAAGUGCAUAAAAAAAAAAAAAAAGUCUUUAAAACAAACUAAAGAGUGCUGCAUAAACAUAAAAAUAGAAGAAUGCCUCCUAAAAGAAUUUUAACACAGGAAGAUGCAGAAAACGUUAAACGCAGAAGAAAAGAAACUCAACGUAUACGACGGACACAUAUGACUGAACAACAAAGGGUAACUCUACGCAAAAAGGAUUCUUCAAAAAAACGGAUUUGUAGGGCCAAUAUGACUGCUCAGGAAAAAUGUCUCCAACUGGACAUGCAAAGAUCACGUUCUGCUGCACGUAGAAAAAAAAAAAAAAUAGUACUAACAUCACUAUCACUAAUCAAUAUAACAAAAGUUAUAACCAUUCACUAUUUAAUGAAGACAAUGUUCCGAUGCACACAUGUGGUCAACUUAAUGUUUAUUGCACAUUUUGCAUGGCAAAGCAUUUUCCAGAGGAACAACCAAGCGAUAAGCUUUUUAAUAAAUGCUGCAAUAAAGGAAAAAUAACAUUACCUCAUAUACAAAUUUCACCACUGAUCCAACAACUAAUGACUGGACAACACACACAUUCAAAGAAUUUUAUGCAAAAUAUCCGUUCUAUAAAUAGUGCAUUGGCGUUUGCAUCAAUGGGAGCAAACAUUGCACCACCUCCAGGAUAUGGCCCAUACUGUUUUAGAAUAAAUGGCCAAAUUUAUCACCGAUCUGGUGCUUUGCAUCCAGAAAAUGAUGAUCAACGCAAAUUUGCACAACUCUACAUUUUGAGUCCUGAGGAAGCUGCGGACCAACGAGCAGCACUAAAAGAAAAUUCAGGAUGUCACAUUGAACUUUUGAGGGAGUUAAGUUCAUAUAUGUCUCAGUAUAACCCUUUUGCAAAAGCAUGUAAAAUGCUCUAUGAGGUAGAGCAAGAAUGCAUCCAUGAAGCAUCUUUAAAUGGAGUUCAAAAUUCUAAAGUUUCAAUGGUAAUUCUGCAGGACAGAACAUCAGAUUACCGAAGAUAUAACGUACAAAGAGUUAAUGAGGUUGCUGUUAUUUUCCAAAAUUCUGAUGGUGAACCUCCUCUUGAACGUGACCUUCUUAUUCAUUGCCGAUCUACAGAUCAAACAAAAAAAACUGAAAGAAUAAGUGUUUUAGAUCCUAAUCUUGAACCAUUGCUGUAUCCUUUGUUGUUUCCAUAUGGGGACCAAAGUUGGGGUUCCAAUAUUGCUCUUAACUACAGGCCAACAUCAAUUAGUGAUGUACAAAGAAGAGUAACCACCAAUCCAAGGAUAAGAGUUAGCCAAAUGAAAUACUACUCUUACAGAAUUUCAAUUAGGGAUCAAUUCAAUCCUUUCCUUAGUGCUGGCAAGUUGACGCAGCAGUACUUUGUUGAUGCUUAUGUCAAGACUGAGGCCAACAGACUCAACUAUAUACGUCAAAAUCAAUCUAAUCUUCGCAUUGAAAAAUAUACAGGAUUAAUGGAUUACAUUCAAAGUGAGGCUGCUGCACAGGGCCUGAUGCCUGGAAAAGCAGUUAUUUUGCCAUCAUCUUUUCAGGGAAGUCCACGAAAUAUGGCCCAAAACUACCAUGAUGCUAUGGCCAUUGUUAGAAAAUAUGGAAAACCGGAUUACUUCAUCACCAUGACCUGCAACCCUAAAUGGCCUGAGAUACUUGAUAACCUAUUAGAAGGUCAAGCAGUGGAGUUCAGACCAGAUUUGGUAGCAAGAGUUUUCAAUCUCAAAUUAAAUUCUCUUUUGAAUGAUAUCUUGAACAAACAUGUUCUUGGAAGUCCUUGCGCAAAAGUGCAUGUAAUAGAGUUUCAAAAAAGAGGAUUACCACAUGCUCAUAUCCUUUUAAUAUUGAAAGCCGAAGACAAGCCAAAUGAUGCUGAAACCAUUGACACUUUUAUAUCAGCUGAAAUUCCUGAUGAACAUAUUUAUCCAAGACUACAUGCUAUUGUAAUAAAGCAUAUGAUACACGGUCCAUGUGGAGAACAUAAUUUAAAUUCUCCAUGCAUGGUUGAUGGUAAUUGCAGCAAGAAUUUUCCGAAAAAUUUUCAAGAAGAAACUUUAAUUAAUGUUGAUGGAUAUCCGCGAUAUUGGAGACAAAAAAAUGAGACCACUGUAAUUGUCAAAGGGAAAAAAAUUGACAACUCAUGGGUAGUUCCAUAUAGCCCAUACUUCUGCUUGAAAUACAACUGCCAUAUAAAUGUAGAGAGUUGUGUUUCUGUUAAAAGUGUUAAAUAUCUCUUCAAAUAUGUAUAUAAAGGUUACGAUUGUGCAAAUAUUUCCAUUAAGGAACAUAAUACACUACAGCAUGAUGAAAUUCAAAAUUUUUUGGACACAAGAUAUGUCAGUGCUCCUGAAGCUGUUUGGAGGUUGUAUGGUUUUUUGAUGCACCAUCAAACACAUACAAUAAUAAGACUUCAAGUUCAUCUUCCAGGCGAACAAGAUGUAUAUUUCCAUAAUGAAAACGUACAAUUAGCUGCAGAAAAGGCACAAGACAGGGAUACCACUUUGACAGCAUACUUUAAGUUGAAUGUGGAUAAUAAUGCGGCACGUGAAUUUUUUUACUCUGACAUUCCUCAACAUUUUGUAUUUGAUGUAAAAACCCGUAAGUGGAAUCCAAGACAAAGAGGAGCAAAUACAACAAUUGGCAGAUUGUAUAAUGUAAAUAUUUCAUCAGAUUUGGAGAGAUUUUGUUUGAGGUUACUGCUCUUGCACUUAAAAGGAGCAAUAUCCUUUAAGGACUUACGAACUGUUAAUGGACAAGUUUGUCACACAUUCAAAGAAGCUGCCCAAAAGCUUUCACUUUUAGAUGACGACGCUACAUGGGAUCUUACACUUAAUGAAUCAGCAUCUCAACAAAUGCCUAAACAAAUGAGGGAACUUUUUGCUUAUUUGUGUAUCUUUGUUGUCCCACCUAAUGUCCCACAACUCUGA
Messenger RNA from Bombina bombina (fire-bellied toad), 2918 nucleotides. RefSeq lists its product as uncharacterized. The transcript has a single exon. The coding region runs from base 393 to 2918 and encodes 841 amino acids. NCBI's taxonomy places the organism in Eukaryota, Metazoa, Chordata, Amphibia, Anura, Bombinatoridae. The record is from RefSeq and is a predicted model, not a curated record.